Messenger RNA from Pecten maximus, 813 nucleotides. RefSeq lists its product as uncharacterized. The record is from RefSeq and is a predicted model, not a curated record. Bases 81 to 782 code for a protein of 233 amino acids. Lineage: Eukaryota; Metazoa; Mollusca; Bivalvia; Pectinida; Pectinidae. The transcript has 2 exons.
AUUACUAGUAUAUAUAAUCAAAUUGAUAUUACAUACGGCCAUUUCAAUCAGAGCAGAAAAGCGGAAUAUAUCAGUAUACCAUGUCGAGCAAGAAUUCCCCUAGGAAAUACAAUCAUUUCUGUAAAACUGAUGAGGAAGGCUAUAUACCAGGCGAACACAGAUGUGCUGUUGGAGAUGAAUGUUGUGUAGGAGUAUAUCUGAGAAAAUACCCAAAGGCUUGUCUUAUAUUACUAGCUGUGGUAUUAAUAUUAGUAAUCAUACUACUAAUUCUCUACCUUUCUACAAACAAACAAGAGGAUACACCUGCAGUAUACCAGGAAACGACUAAUUCAUCUUUAACGAGAAGCAGUACAAGAGAACCAGCCGAAACCUUCCCUCAUCAGCCUCAAAUGGAAGCCAUUCGCUUCAAUGUGAUAAACUCUUACAUUACAUCAUACAGUGGGACGUCAUCAUCUACUCUAGUGUUCAGACGCUCUGGCAGGUACAACGUUAAUCUAUUGGUUGUAUACGAUGAAGGUUAUUGCAGACCACACAGUCCACCAGAAGGGAAAAUCCACCUGAGAAUAGUGAAAGCGGCCGACCUCUCCAAGGUUGGCAAGGUUUUCAGUGAGACCUUCUCCAGACGUCCUGGGAAAAAAUGGAUGGUUUACGGUCGGAUAAAUGCUCAAGUAAAGAUGCAACGAGGUCAAGGACUUUUGAUUGAUACAGACCAUCGGGAGUGUAUCAAACAGACCGGCACGCAUUUAAGUGUAACAAAACUUCAGAACCAAAACAUCACAUGAUUUUUUCCAGACGUCCUUGGAAAAAAUGGAU